GAAAAAAAAAGUACAAGGGUCCCCAAGCUUAUAUAUCAAUCAAACCAAAUAACUUCUAACUAGACUGCACGAACUGCCAUUUUUCCACACCUAUUUUCAAGAUACUUCCAUUCCAGGCAUACAUUUCUCCCAACAACGUGAAUCGAAAAAUGGGGCGAAAUUCGUGCAAUGCAAAGCAGAAAAUGAGGAAAGGUUUGUGGUCACCCGAAGAAGAUGAAAAACUACACAAUCACAUUACAAAGUACGGUAUAGGUUGCUGGAGCUCUGUGCCUAAAUUAGCAGGUUUGCAAAGAUGCGGGAAGAGUUGCAGGUUGAGAUGGAUAAAUUACUUGAGGCCUGAUCUCAAGAGAGGAAUGUUUUCACAAGAUGAGGAGGAUUUGAUCAUUGCUUUACACCAGACUCUCGGCAACAGGUGGGCUCAAAUCGCGACACGACUGCCCGGAAGAACCGAUAACGAGAUCAAGAACUUGUGGAACUCGACGCUCAAGAAGAAACUAACAAAGCAAGGCAUUGAUCCAAACACUCACAAGCCGAUAAUAACUCAAUUAAUGCCUCAACUGAAAAGCGAAAAAAUUCGUCAAAUCGAUUCACAUUCACUAAUGAGAAAACAAGACUCUCUAUUGUUCUCGUCCGGUUUUCAACAAAAUGCAUAUGAACAGGAUUUCAGCUCAAUGCCUUCUGAUCAUAACCAGAAUUUCAGGUCAAUGCCGAAUUUUGACUGCCAAACCAUUGUCGAAGCUGCUGAUUAUUCAGACGGUUGUUCGAGAAUGAGUGCUUACAUGAUAAGUGAAGUUAAAGGAAGCUCAAGAAAUGGUUCGGAAGCAAAUAACCGGGCGAAUAACAACGACGAUGAUUUUGGAAAUGUGAGUACAUUUUCUUGGCAAGGUGAGGAUGAUAAGUUGGAAUCAGUUUUCCAGUUUCAGUAUGAUGAGGGAGAUUUUAGUAAUUUUCCAUUGGCAUCAUCAAUUUCUCAGGAAUUGGGUGGUGGUGAAAACAUGGAUGCCUUCAAGCAAAUAUAGAUACUGAUUAAAAAGCAUACACAGAUGUUGAUAUUAAUUAGGGGAAAGCUGUUUGUGGUGAGAAUAUUUUGUUCCUUCUUCAUUUUUCUUCUGAUUCAAUUAGUAGACAGAAAUUUUCUUGUGGGGAAAAAAAUUAUCUUGUUUGAACUUCCAAAUUAAUGGUUUGUGACUGUUGGGUUAAUGAAAAAGAUGCAUUUUGCUUUUUUGUGGUCCAAAUGUUUCUGUAAUAGGCCAACCUGCUUGGUAGUGCUUUUACC
Molecule: messenger RNA, 1276 nt
Organism: Striga asiatica
Lineage: Eukaryota; Viridiplantae; Streptophyta; Magnoliopsida; Lamiales; Orobanchaceae
Source: the annotation of a GenBank genome assembly